This is a messenger RNA of Chara braunii, 1759 nucleotides long. Lineage: Eukaryota; Viridiplantae; Streptophyta; Charophyceae; Charales; Characeae. The record is from the annotation of a GenBank genome assembly.
GACGGCGAUGCCAUCACAACACGAACACCGCAAAUGCGGACGACCACCUUCCCAAAGUCGUCGAACCCGGAGGUCUUUAUUACAGGCGGCAACUCCCGAAUGCCGCAAAAGUACGACACUCAUGCUAAGAGGAAAGCAAUGGGAACCAGCAAUACCACUCAAUAUGAUACGAAUAUUACGUCGAAAGCUGGAGCCGAACAUUCGGAGAGGUCGAAGAAAAGUGGGAAUGAUGAGAGGUCGAUGAAUCUUGGAAGUGAACAUCCUUGGGAUGAUCAUCCUGUUUUGCAUGAGGUUGAACGUGAACGUUCCCAAGAGAAUACCCUUGAUGAUGCUGAGAAAAUGGUUGUGGAGGGGAAUGGUGACAAUUGUCGUGUUGAUGGGGAUGGUUCGCGUAGAGGUCAGUCGGGUAGGCCUAUUAACCUUACAUUUCGCGAUCUCGAGGAUGAUAACGUUACAGGUGAUUCGAAAGGAGACUUGGUUGAAUCUACAUUCGUGAGAAAAAGGAUCCGUCGUGCGAAAACUAACGUUUUGGAUUCGCCCGGAGUGCCCGAGCCUACGCUCGGUAAUAAUCGGGUGAAACGGCAACCGGAUGCUGGUGAAACGGGAACUCAGAUUUUAAGAGCGCUGAAUGCGCUCCAUGCCGAGGCACUUGCAUCUCUUGAAUUUUGUGCACCGCUUGCUGGACGUGCACGUGUUCGUGAUUCGUGUUCGCAAUCUCAAUGCAGUGGACGCGAAAGAGAUGUGUGUGCCACAUCGCAGCCGCAAAAUCUUGCGGGUGUUAUUGUGGUGCCCGACGAUAAGGAUGAACCCGCACGUGCUCUGAAUCCACGUGCUUACCUUGGGAAAUGGUUCGAGGAUGCGAAGAAGGUUGGCAUACAAAAUGUCUUCACUGAGGUGUUUUUUGAAAUGUUUGUCAAAAGUGUCACAGCCGGGAAUGCGACGAAGGCCGCUCGCCAUUUCACGCAGCCCAAGUACUGCAAGAUUGCGGGGAUGAGAGUUCUCGCGGAUAUCUGGAACAACACCGGGUACACGUUCAUGGACAAGAGUGCUCGGCGGGUCCAGAGGUGGAUGGCAGACGAGGGGAUUCGGGAUACGAGAUCGACCACGGAUGGGCAGCGGCCACAGGCAGACGAGGCAGAGGGGGACGAGAUGCAGGACUUCCUCGAUGCACAGGAGGGGGGCAAGGGCGGGGUCGACGAGGCGGGGAUGGCGUCACGACCAGAGUUGGAGCGCGCUAGGAGGGACAAGAGGAAAGUGGGGAAGGAGGACGUUGACGUGCGGGACACGGCGAGGGAGAAGAGGGCACGUCCGACGACGAUCGAUGAGCUGUACGCGAAGGAGAAGUUGAGCGAGUUCACUGACGCGUGGCUGCAGUGGAUCUACGCGAAGGGGUUGUCGUUCAACGCCUUCAGAGUGCCGGAGUUCCAGAGGGUGCGUCAGGCGGCGGAGAGAGUCCCCCACAACGUUCGCUUCUAGUUUCCCUCCUACAGGGUUACAGCGCGCCCGGGAUCCCUUCGCAGAAGGGGAAGGUGGCGACGAUGGUGAGCGAGGUGCGGGCCGCUUUCCGGCACACGGGUGCCACCAUCCUCUCCGACGGAAGGAAGUCAUGUAGCGGCAAGCCGCUCGUGAACUUCCUGGCCGGGGGCGCUAAAAAACGACAAAAAACGAGAUGCACAAGUUCUAUUGCACCGAACGGCCCUCGUGACGUGAACUCUGGCCAAAACACGAUGCCCACGGAAAACAAACGCGCCCUGAUCUA